AUGGAUCCGCGGCGUCACGAAUACAACCUCGAAGUGUUUGCCGACCAAACCUUUGUGAGAGAUAUUGUCAAAGGAGUCUUGCAUACCAUAUUCUUCCACCGAUACUUUCCUCCAGUCCGACCGUCGCUUUAUAUGCCCGCGGCGUCAUCGUCCCACGGUGCAUCGCAUUCGGCCCAGUCGCUGCCCAUCCCGCUCCCAUCUAUCCUCGACCCGCCGGAGAUCUCUGCAGCCAUUGACUCCCAUACUGCCCUGCUCGUCUCUCAGCUCACACCCCAGUCCGCGACGAGUCCGGCGUCGGGAGGUUCUCGAGGAGAAAUCGUGGUUCGGUUCUAUGAUCGGAAGCGUCGAAAGACCGGGAUCACCACCGGAUGGCUAGGUCGCCUUGGCGGCGGAGGUCAAACAGAGGAAGAAGUCUGCUGGGAGGAAUGGUGUGUGCAGGUGAUCGUGGCUAGGCCUCGGAGCGAAGCCGACCGUAUCAAGGUUCGCAGAGCAAUGGAGUCUUCUCUGCAAAAGACUGCAAUGAAGAUUGUUGCAAUUGUGAACAAAGACAAGGAUCAUAUUCCUCCCAUAACCACAAGCGAACAGAACCCUUUUCCUUAUCGGAUAGUGGUCAAUCCGAAACAGCAGGAGAGCGCUGAAAGAGGCUUCGGAGGCUGGAAUUGA
Messenger RNA from Capronia coronata CBS 617.96, 663 nucleotides. RefSeq lists its product as uncharacterized. Gene Ontology annotation, cellular component: phagophore assembly site. The coding region runs from base 1 to 663 and encodes 220 amino acids. The record is from RefSeq and is a predicted model, not a curated record. The transcript is spliced from 3 exons. Lineage: Eukaryota; Fungi; Ascomycota; Eurotiomycetes; Chaetothyriales; Herpotrichiellaceae. Gene Ontology annotation, biological process: autophagy; autophagosome assembly.